AUGUGUAUAAGAGACAGGAAUAAAUCGUGUCCUUUUGUUCCUGCACCGAUUAAUGGCACCAAGAAUGGUACUUCAAAUAUUGAAGGAAGUCACCUGAUAUUCACCUGUGACCCUGGAUUUGAUCUUCUCGGAAGUGAGGACAUUGUGUGUCAAGCAGAUGGAAAUUGGUCGGAUAACCCGCCAGUCUGUAUUCGAAUAUAUUGUGUGCCCGUCGAUGAACCAGUGAAUGGAAAUAUACAAGGUGAUCUUUGCACUGUUGGGAGUGUUUUACAAUUUAGCUGUAAUGAAGGGUAUCAAUUACAUGGUUCUGAAGAAAUUAUAUGUAAAGAGAGUGGCGAAUGGUCCGGAGAAGCACCAGCGUGUGAAGAAGCAGAUUCUGCAUCGUUGGCCUUGAUUAUUGGUGUCACUUUGGUUUGUAUAGCUAUUUUCACAAUUUGUGUUGUUCUUGUUAUCAAGAAGAAAAAGAAGGUCAAAGUCCAUGCUGAAUCAAUACAGAAUGAUGAUUUCAAUCUCUAA
Anneissia japonica is the source of this 516-nucleotide messenger RNA. RefSeq names its product E-selectin-like. Bases 1 to 516 code for a protein of 171 amino acids. Lineage: Eukaryota; Metazoa; Echinodermata; Crinoidea; Comatulida; Comatulidae. The record is from RefSeq and is a predicted model, not a curated record. The transcript is spliced from 4 exons.